Molecule: messenger RNA, 7910 nt
Organism: Balaenoptera musculus (blue whale)
Lineage: Eukaryota; Metazoa; Chordata; Mammalia; Artiodactyla; Balaenopteridae
Gene: KIF26B
Product: kinesin family member 26B
Exons: 15
Coding region: 905-7243 (2112 amino acids)
Biological process (GO): microtubule-based movement
Molecular function (GO): microtubule binding; ATP binding; microtubule motor activity
Source: RefSeq, a predicted model, not a curated record
UCGGGCGCAUUUCUGUCCGGUCGCGCUCGCGCGGCGCUGCCCCCAGCUCCAGGCUCGCGCAGUGCUGUUUCAUUAGAGCCCUGGAUCCGGGCCACUCACCAGCAACUUCCCCGCAACAGGCGAGAUUUACGACCCCCUCCCCCGGCUCUGGGCCUCGCAAUGUCAGGCAGGAGCGCCGCAACAUAAAAUGGAUCCCGGCAGGCGCGGCGGAUGCAGCCAGGCGGCGGGCUCUCCGGCCGGUCCGCUGUUCGCGAGGCUCCGCGCUGCGCCCCGGCGCACACGCGCGCCCUGACCGCAGACGCCGGCCGGGGCACCCCGCCGGCCGGGCCACGCCGCCGCCCCUCUCUGCUCUCGCGCAACUGUCAGGCAAAGCGGGCCGGCGCAUAUUGGCUCCCCAACACGCCGAGGCUCCUCCCCGAUCUGGAUCUUUAUAUUUUGGGAGAAUUUCUUUGAACUCAGUUACCAAGCUCCGCGAAGGAGACAAGUUCCCAGAGCCGGCUCGCCGGCGGAGGCGAGGCGGGGGGCUCGCCCACCUUGUCUGCAGCUGCCGUGUGCCCCGAUUGUACUCGUCUUUUCCUCGUGGAGGAAAACGGACUCCUAGGCUGAGGAGAAGGCCAAUUAUCUGGAUGUGACCGUGAAAAGAGAACGGGUGGCUGGAGAAGGCAGAAGAGGAGGAAAAGCAUUAUUUGAAGAGAAGAAUAAACCAGGCAUUCCAACCUUUCUGCAAAUUAGUGCUGUUACUUCUGGGGUCCAUCUGCUUUUAUCCCCCCGCCCCCUUCAGUAAGAAACCUUGACUUGAGGGCCAAGAGACAGCCCCCUACAACUGGAUACCCUUCUGGGUUGGAAGACCUUUUGGAUGUAGCGUUGGUGGAACAUUUAGACACUCUCUUCUGGAAAAGCCACCAUGAAUUCGGUAGCUGGGAAUAAAGAGAGGCUUGCAGUCUCCACCAGGGGCAAGAAAUACGGGGUGAAUGAAGUCUGCUCGCCCACCAAGCCCGCGGCGCCUUUCUCCCCCGAAAGCUGGUACCGGAAAGCAUACGAAGAGUCGCGCGCCGGGAGCCGCCCCACUCCCGAGGGCGCGGGCUCGGCGCUCGGCUCGUCGGGGACGCCGUCCCCCGGCUCGGGCACCUCGUCCCCGAGCUCCUUCACGGGCUCCCCGGGCCCCGCCUCCCCGGGCAUUGGCACCAGCUCGCCUGGCUCCCUGGGCGGCUCGCCAGGUUUCGGCACGGGCUCCCCGGGCUCGGGCAGCGGCGGCGGCUCCUCCCCCGGAUCGGACCGCGGCGUCUGGUGCGAGAAUUGCAACGCCCGCCUGGUGGAGCUGAAGAGGCAGGCUCUGAAGCUGCUCCUCCCGGGGCCCUUUCCCGGCAAGGACCCUGCUUUCUCGGCUGUGAUUCACGACAAGCUCCAGGUCCCCAACACCAUCCGGAAGGCAUGGAAUGACAGGGACAACCGCUGUGACAUUUGCGCCACGCACCUGAACCAGCUGAAGCAGGAGGCCAUUCAGAUGGUGCUGACCCUGGAACAGGCGGCUGGCAGUGAGCACUUCGAUGGCUCACCCGGCUCGCCCCCAGCCCUCUCCAACAUCCCCACUCCGGUGGGGUCCCGGCAUGUGGGGGGGCUCCAGCAGCCCAGGGAUUGGGCCUUUGUGCCCACCUCCUAUGCCUCCUCCAACUACACAGCCUUCAUCACCAAUAAGCAUAGCAGCAAACCCAACAGCCUCGGGGUCAGCAAUGGGGCGGAGAAGAAGAGUGGGUCUCCAACCCACCAGGCCAAGGUCAGCCUCCAGAUGGCCACCAGCCCCAGCAAUGGGAACAUCCUCAACUCAGUGGCCAUCCAGGCUCACCAGUACCUGGACGGCACCUGGUCCCUGUCGAGAACCAACGGGGUCACCCUCUACCCCUACCAGAUCUCCCAGCUGAUGACAGAGCCUGGCCGGGAGGGCCUGACAGAGGUGGCGCUGAAUCGCUACAAUGCAGACAAGCCUCCGGCCUGCAGCGUCCCCGCCUCGCAAGCCUCCUGCGUGGCCAGCGAGACCUCCGUGGGCACCUCGGUGGCCGCGUCCUUCUUCGCCAGGGCUGCCCAGAAGUUAAAUCUUUCUUCUAAAAAGAAGAAACAUCGGCCUUCCACUUCUUCCGUUGCCGAGCCACCUCUCUUUGCCACCAGCUUCAGCGGGAUUCUGCAGACUUCCCCGCCCCCGGCCCCGCCCUGCCUGCUGAGGGCCGUCAGCAAGGUGAAGGACACCCCAGGCCUGGGCAAGGUGAAAGUCAUGCUUCGCAUUUGUUCCACGUUGGCUCGCGAUACCUCGGAAUCCAGCUCUUUCUUAAAGGUGGACCCACGAAAGAAGCAGAUCACCUUGUAUGACCCCCUGACAUGUGGAGGUCUAAACGCCUUCCAAAAGAGAGGGAACCAAGUUCCUCCUAAGAUGUUUGCCUUUGAUGCGGUUUUUCCACAAGAUGCUUCUCAGGCUGAAGUGUGUGCUGGAACCGUGGCAGAGGUGAUCCAGUCUGUGGUCAACGGGGCAGACGGCUGUGUGUUCUGUUUCGGCCACGCCAAGCUGGGAAAAUCCUACACCAUGAUCGGAAAAGACGAUUCCAUGCAGAACCUUGGUAUCAUCCCCUGUGCCAUCUCUUGGCUCUUCAAGCUGAUAAAUGAACGGAAAGAAAAGACUGGAGCCCGUUUCUCGGUGCGGAUCUCAGCCGUGGAGGUGUGGGGCAAAGAAGAGAACCUUCGGGACCUGCUGUCGGAGGUGGCCACGGGCAGCCUGCAGGACGGCCAGUCUCCGGGCGUGUACCUGUGCGAGGACCCCAUCUGUGGCACGCAGCUGCAGAACCAGAGUGAGCUGCGGGCGCCCACCGCGGAGAAGGCCGCCUUCUUCCUGGAUGCUGCCAUAACCUCCCGGCGGGGCAGCCAGCAGGACUGCAAUGAGGACGACCUCCGCAACUCCCACAUGCUCUUCACGCUGCACAUCUACCAGUACCGCAUGGAGAAGAGCGGCAAGGGGGGAAUGUCUGGAGGCCGCAGCCGCCUGCACCUCAUUGAUCUUGGCAGCUGUGUGAAAGCUCUUAGCAAAAAUCGGGAAGGAGGCUCAGGGCUGUGCCUCUCACUGUCUGCUCUGGGCAAUGUCAUCCUGGCUCUCGUCAAUGGCAGCAAACACAUCCCAUACAAAGAAAGCAAGCUCACCAUGCUGCUGCGGGAGUCCCUGGGGAACGUGAACUGCCGCACUACCAUGAUCGCUCACAUCUCGGCCGCCGCCGGGAACUACGCCGAAACUCUGUCCACCAUCCAGAUUGCCUCGAGAGUGUUGAGGAUGAAGAAAAAGAAAACGAAGUACACAUCGAGCUCCUCCGGGGGAGAGAGCUCCUGUGAGGAAGGCAGAAUGCGCAGGCCCACCCAGCUGAGACCCUUCCACGCCAGGGCCGCCGUGGAGUCGGACUUCGCGAUCCCUCACCUGUCCAGCGACCCCGACUACUCCUCCAGCAGCGAGCAGUCCUGCGACACGGUCAUCUACGUUGGGCCAAGCGGCACGGCCCUCUCUGACAAGGAGCUCACCGACAACGAGGGGCCUCCAGAUUUUGUCCCUAUCGUGCCGGCCCUGCAGAAGGCGGCCAGGGGUGACAGCCGGCCCACGGAGGCCGGAGAGGCCACGGCCAGCAAGUCGGAAAGGGACUGCCUGAAGUGCAACACGUUCGCCGAGCUGCAGGAGAGGCUAGAUUGCAUUGACGGCAGCGAGGAGCCCAGCACGUUCCCUUUCGAAGAGCUGCCGGCCCAGUUUGGGGCAGAGCAGGCAAGCAAGAGUGUCCCGCUAAGCCAAGCAGCUGGGGCAAGCCCACUCUGUGAGUCUGAUGAGGAAGAUGAUGGGUCAGAUGGCCAGCUGACAGCCGGAGAAGGCAGUGAGCCCCCGGGCUCCGAGGUGCAGGGGAGUCACUCCCCUGUCCCUGCUGCAUGGCUCACCAACAGCCCCACCCCUGCCUCCCCCAGAAGCAUCCCAGGCAGCAGCAGCCAGCACGGUUCUUCCCAGCUCGUGCAGAGCCCCAGCCUCCAGAGCAGCCGGGAAAGCCUGAACUCCUGUGGCUUUGUAGAAGGCAAGCCCAGGCCUAUGGGUUCCCCCAGGCUGGGCAUCGCCAGCCUGUCCAAGACCUCAGAGUACAAGCCGGCCAGCUCUCCUUCCCAGAGGUGCAAAGUCUACACCCAGAAGGGUGUCCCGCCUUCUCCUGCCCCCCUGCCCACCUUCAGCAAGGAUGCGGGCAUGGUAUCUAGUGCGUCCCUGCUGCAGCCCAAGGUACGUACCCCCCCGGUUGGAAUGAGCCCCCAGGUUUUGAAGAAAUCCAUGUCUACUGGGAGUGAAGGGUUCCCAGAAACCGCUGUGGACGCCGAACAUCAGGCAGCAACUUCUCCAGAUGCCAAGAAGGAGAUACUGAGCACCACGAUGGUGACAGUGCAGCAGCCCCUGGAGCUGAACGGUGAGGACGAGCUGGUGUUCACGCUGGUGGAGGAGCUGACCAUCAGCGGGGUCCUGGGCGGCGGCCGCCCCACCAGCAUCAUCAGCUUCAACAGUGACUGCUCGGUGCAGGCCUUGGCCUCGGGCUCCAGGCCCGUCAGCAUCAUCGGCAGCGUCAGCGAGGACCUGGAGUGCUACUCAAACGUGGCUCCUGUCUCCGAGGUCAGCAUCACGCAGUUCUUGCCCCUCCCGAAACUGAACCUGGAGGAGAAGGCCCGGGAGGCAGGGAGCAGGCGUUCCUCCAUCAGCUCCUGGCUGAGUGAGAUGAGCACAGGCAGUGACAGCGAGCCGCCCUGCCACAGUUUCAUAGCCCAGACGUGUUUCGGGCACGGGGAGGCGAUGGCAGAUCCUCCGACCUCGGAGUUCGUCAGUGGCAUCCAGAACACCGCUGUGGUGUGCCGAGAGAAGCCCAAGGCGGGCCCCGACAAUUUGCUCAUCUUGUCGGAAAUGGGGGACGACUCCUUCAACAAAGCAACCCCCAUCAAAGGCUGCAAGAUAUCCACGCUGGGCAAAGCCAUGGUCACCAUCUCUAAUACAGCCAGCCUGAGCAACUGCGAAGGGUACAUCCCCAUGAAGACCAACAUUACGGUUUACCCCUGCAUCGCCGUGAGCCCCCGGAACGUCCAAGAGCCCGAGGCGUCCCUUGCCACCGUCAGCUCAGUCCCCAAAGCAGCCCGGUCUCAGGAGAGCAAGGAAAGUGGUGCAAAGAAAGAGAUGAAAUUUGAGGACCCCUGGCUGAAACGAGAAGAGGAGGUAAAAAAAGAGAAUGCCUGUCCCCCCGAAGCAGGGAUUAGGCACGAGACUGCCACAGGCCCCCCAAAGCCUGAGGCCAGAGCAGACCAGGACAGGAAGGCGAGCCCCAGUGACGGGCUGAGCAGCAGCGGCGGUGAGGUAUCUGCCUCCCCCGUGGCCGACAACUUCAGGAGGGUUGUGGAUGGCUGUGAGAUGGCCCUGCCCAGUGUGGCUGCCCAGAGCCCUGUGCAUCUCAACAAAAGCCUGAAGUCGAGCAGCCUUCCCAGGGCUUUUCAGAAAGCCAGCAGGCAGGAGGAAGUGGACAGCCUCUUCUCUCACUGCCCUGCCGAGACCAACGGCAUCGGCCCGGCUUCCAGCACCCAGCCCUCCAAGGCCACCCUGGAGAGGAAGUUGGCGUCACCCAAGCACUGUGUCCUGGCUCGGCCCAAAGGGACUCCCCCGCUGCCCCCUGUCCGAAAGUCCAGCUUGGACCAGAAGAACCGGGCCAGCCCCCAGCACAGCGCCUGCAGCAGCAGUUCCAGCAGCCCCUUGAACCAACCGGCGCCCUUCUCGGCCAGCUUCCCGGACGAGCCCAGCGGCAAGAUGAAGGAUGCCGGCAGCAGCAGCAAGCUCUUCGGUGCCAAGCUGGAGCAGCUGGCCAGCAGGACCAACUCUCUCGGCAGGACAACAGUCAGCCACUACGAAUGCCUCUCGCUGGAGAGGGCCGAGAGCCUGUCCUCCGUGAGCUCCAGGCUGCACGCGGGGAAGGACAGCACCAUGCCCCGCACGGGGAGGAGCCCGGGCCGCAGCGCCGGGGCCUCGCCCACCAACCCGGGCCCCGCGCAGUCGGCCGGGGCCUCGCCCAAGGCCAGCCAGUCCAAGAUCUCCGCCGUGAGCAAGCUGCUCCUGGCCAGCCCCAAGGCCCGCAGCCUGUCCACCUCCACCACCAAGACCCUGAGCUUCUCCACCAAGUCCCUGCCGCAGGCGGUGGGCCAGAGCUCCGGCCCGCCCCCCGGCGGGAAGCACAUGUCCUGGUCCACCCAAUCGCUGAGCCGGAGCCGGGGCUCGGGCCUGGCGUCCAAGCUGCCGCUGCGGGCGGUGAACGGGCGCAUCUCGGAGCUGCUGCAGGGCGGCGCGGGCCCCCGGGGGCCGCCGGGGCGCGCGGGGCCCGAGACGGAGGAGCGCGCGGCCCCCGCCGACGAGCGCCCGCCACCCGCCGUCCCGCUGCCCUCGCCCUACAGCAAGAUCACGCCGCCGCGCAGGCCCCACCGCUGCAGCAGCGGCCACGGCAGCGACAACAGCAGCGUGCUGAGCGGGGAGCUGCCGCCCGCCAUGGGCAAGACGGCGCUCUUCUACCACAGCGGCGGCAGCAGCGGCUACGAGAGCAUGAUGCGCGACAGCGAGGCCACCGGCAGCGCGUCGUCCGCCCAGGACUCCAUGAGCGAGAACAGCAGCUCCGUGGGCGGGCGCUGCCGCAGCCUCAAAGCCCCGAAGAAGCGCGCCAACUCAGGUUCCCAGAGACGGAGGCUCAUCCCGGCGCUGUCCCUUGACACCCCCUCCCCUGUGAGAAAACCGGCCAACAGCGCAGGGGUCCGUUGGGUGGACGGCCCCUUGCGCAGCACCCAGAGGGGCCUCGGGGAACCUUUUGAGAUCAAAGUCUAUGAAAUCGACGACGUGGAGCGGCUGCAGCGGCGACGAGGGGGCAGCAGCAAGGAGGUCAUGUGCUUCAACGCAAAGCUGAAAAUUCUGGAGCAUCGCCAGCAGAGAAUUGCCGAGGUCCGAGCCAAGUACGAGUGGCUGAUGAAGGAGCUGGAGACGACGAAACAGUAUCUGAUGCUGGAUCCCAACAAGUGGCUCAGCGAAUUUGACUUGGAGCAGGUUCUGGAGCUGGAUUCCCUGGAGUACUUGGAAGCGCUGGAGUGCGUGACGGAGCGCCUGGAGAGCCGCGUCAACUUCUGCAAGGCGCACCUCAUGAUGAUCACCUGCUUCGACAUCACCUCCCGGCGCCGCUGACGGGAGCCGCCGCCCGGCCGGCCCUCGCUCCCGAUCCGCAGGCAGCCGCGCUCGGCGGGCCCUCGGUGCUGGCCGUGCUCAGUGACCACGGAAGGAGGACGAAGGUCGGUGGCAAGUCUGGAGUGAGCGUGGAGCGGAAGGCGAUUUUUCUUUUGUUUUCUGUAGGAAAGGUGCAAACACCAAACACGCAGGAGAGGAGAAAAUGAUGGGAAACCCAAGGGACGUGGAAGCCCCCGUGAGACUGAAAAAGCACUUUGAGGAACUUUAAAGAACUUGUUUGUACAUAAGAACUGCUGGCAAAAGAGACCUCACUCUUCUCCUGGUUUGUGAGAAAAGGCGAGGGUGGACGUGGGAUUGCUGUGGAAAGCUGAAACAAAACAAGUUACUCCGAAUGACUGAUGAAGUGCCUUGCAAAUCUUUGUUAUUAUCCAAACAUUUAUGUUCAUACUUUCUUGUGUACAGAUGGUGCUAGUCAAGAUGAAAACAACAAAACGAACAAAAAAGAAAAUCAAACACAUUUUUGCAAUGUAUUUACAGCCCGUUUUCUCUUGGUGUUUUAUCCUAUUUCUGACUUGCUGUUUCUAAGUAAGUUGUGUUUGUAGAGCUAUUUCCUAAUCGGUAUUGCAUAUGAAUAAAUGUUAACUGUCUGCUAUGGUUCUGCUGGGAA